Caenorhabditis angaria is the source of this 869-nucleotide messenger RNA. The record is from the annotation of a GenBank genome assembly. Lineage: Eukaryota; Metazoa; Nematoda; Chromadorea; Rhabditida; Rhabditidae.
UUGCUACGAACAUCACCCUGGACACCUGACACGGCAGAAAAAAACUUGAAAAGUUUUGUUAUCAGUUCUCGACAAAAACGGAUACGAUAAGCUAAACGCGCGCGUAAAAAUCUAUUACCUCAUUACACAUUGUACAGAGAAUGAUGGAUAUAUUAGAUAAGAACACACACAUAUCUAUACAAUUUUUAUAUAUGUUUUCAGGGAGGAGAAUAUCGUCUUGCUUCCAACAACAAAUUUGCCCAUGUUAUUGUUGCUGGAGAAGGAGCUGCUGGAAAUAAUGCUAAAGCUGUCGCUGCUCAAGCUGUCCUUUUGGCUGCUCUUGGAAAUUCAUCCCCAGUCAAGUGAGUUCUUUUUCAAAUCCUUGAACCUCGAAUAAAAUAUUUUUGCUUGCAGAUUUUCAACUCAACCAAACGGAACAAUCGCCAAAGCUGUUGGAAGUGAUGUGACUGUCAACGCUUUCCAAGCUGUUCAUUCAGAUUCAGGACUUGCUGGAAUUUACAUUGUCUCUGAAGCUAACAAAGUUGCUGCCACAGUUUCAUCAGUUGUUGGAGCGUUGAAAUCAUUCAAGGUUGCUGAUAUUGAAGGUACUCUUCUAUCAAAAAAAAUACAAAACAAAUAUAUAUAUAAAGAAUAUUUUUCCAGCUGUCAAGAAACAAGCACUUAACAAUGCUUUGAGAGCCAAGGCUCAUUCAGAUGUUUAUUCAGUUGAAAGAGCCGCUCAACUUCUCACCUCAUCAGACAAUUAUAUCAGUCAAAUCGCCAAUGUUUCUACUGCUGAUGUUGAAGCUGCCGCCCAACGACUUGUGAAAAAAUUGUCGAUUUCAAGUUACGGAAAUAUUAGCCAAGUUCCAUAUGUUGAUUCGUUGUAA